This is a messenger RNA of Penicillium psychrosexuale, 2877 nucleotides long. RefSeq lists its product as uncharacterized. The transcript has 4 exons. Bases 1 to 2877 code for a protein of 958 amino acids. The record is from RefSeq and is a predicted model, not a curated record. Lineage: Eukaryota; Fungi; Ascomycota; Eurotiomycetes; Eurotiales; Aspergillaceae.
AUGAAGGUGUUGUUCCGUUGCACGCUGGCUGCAUGGGUCGCGUCGCUUUUGAUCGUGAUCACUCCGUCCCUAAGCGUCAUUGGUACUGCGACUUUCUUUGCAACUCUAGUACUCUUCAUGGUACCUCCGACCGGCAUUGUUUUCAUUUUCCUCUUAGGAACUCUGACCGUGAUCAUUGGUAUGGCUUUGGGCUGGGCCUGGGGUGUCAUCACCAUGAAGGCUGCGAUGGCAGCGAGACCAGCGGCCGAGACCCAAGCCAACCUUCAAGCCUUAGGACAGGCCGCAUACAGCCAGGCCAAUUCCACCGGACAGGCCGUGGCAGAUGUCCAGAAGGAGCUUAUCUACAACGGCUGGAUGCUUGACGCUCGUGUCACAGUUGUCUAUUAUUGCCUAAUAUGUUUAUUCAUCUACUUAAUCUCCCGUCUUCGGGCUAAGAACCCCAAACUCAUUCUUUUACAGAUUCUCGGAAUCAUCAUCAUCGAUGUUACUCUGACUAUUGGCCCGAUGCUUCCAUAUUUCAGCGGUACUGUCCCUAAGGUCUUGAUCGAGCCUGCCGCUAUUGGAAUUGGGUUGGGCCUGGUCUCCCAUUUUAUCUUCUUCCCUCGGUCUACCUCCCACGUCGUGCUUGAUGGCAUGGAGGGGCUGGUGCGGUUACUCAAAGGGCCUGUGGACGUCACGGAGAACACUCUUCUGAAAGGCCAAGUCUUGGAUAUGGUAGAUCUUCAAAGAAUCAAAGGGCAAACCAUUGCUGCUUACAGGAAUCUCAAGCCGGCCAUGGCCUUUCUGCCGUUGGACUUCUCUGUCGGUUGGUGGGGUGCUGACGACAUCAAAAGCAUGAAGAAACCAAUACGACAGGCUUUGGUGAGUAGUCUGUCUCUUCUGGAAGUUCACAUCGCCCGCAUCGGCGGAGAAGCAAAGUUCAAAAAGCUGCACCAGCUCACCGUGGAUCGAGACUCCGACUCUGAUUCCCAAGCGAAUGGAAAUGAGAAAAAACGCCCACGCGAGGUUGGCAUGCGCCAAAUGAUGGAGGGUGUUAAUUUGGUACAAGCAAUGCGAAGCCCGGAACAUGAAUCUAUGCGAUCGGAAACAGUCGAGGUAUUGCGCAAGUCCAGCAAGGAUAUCCUCCCGGCGUGUCAGGAAGCUGUUGAGAUCAUUGCAGAAUCCAUUAACACGGCCAACAAGCGUUGGUUCGGUCGCCCUUCCAAAGAACGUCUCAAUCAGUUGCACGAGCGCAGUCAGACUGUACUUCAGAAUCUUCAGGCCCUGCGCACAUCGUUCGCAUCGGAAACCACCGAACGUCUGAUUCAAACACACGGGGAGAUAUUCGAUGAAAAAGGCAUGCUCAAGGCCCUUGACAAAACUUCAAUGCCCAGAGUCAGGGGUAUCAUGAUGGGGAUGGUCUUCGAAGAGCAGGUGCUCGGUGUCGCCGACGGGUGGGAGCGGGUCCUGCGACAACUUGUCGUCCUUCUAAAGGAGCGUCAGAAGAUCCGUUUGUGGCUACCCAAGGGCUUGCGAUACGCACUCAACUGGGUAUGUCGUAAAAAUGCCGUGGCGCCUAUACCCGCGGCUGAUGACCCAAUCGUCGACCCCGACGUCGCAGAGACGCAGUCCAAAGCGGCACAGCUUCAUCUUCGCAUGAGCAGAGGGUAUCGUGUCCACCGAGGUAGCAGCUUUGGGCGCGCUAUCAUCGGCACAUAUCAUUGGUUUAUCAACCCUGAAGGUCUUUAUGCAAUGCGCAUGGUGGCUGUUACCAUCGCGCUCGCUAUCCCUGCUGCGAUUCCCCACACUGCGGGUUUCUAUUACCGUGAAAAAGGUAUAUGGGCUCUCAUCAUGGGGCAGACCACACUAGUUAUAUACAUGGCCGACUUCACCUUCUCCCUUAUUUGUCGAGCCAUUGGUACUGUUGUUGGUGGUAUCAUUGGCUUAGUUGUGUGGUAUAUCGGCUCAGGUCACGGCCAAGGUAACCCGUACGGUCUUGCUGCCAUCAUGGCUGUUGCGCUCACCAUUCUCAUGUGGGCACGUAUAUUCACGUCCCCUGCUUUCCUUCAAGCUACAAUCAUGGCUGGUGCGACCUACAUUCUGGUUGUCGGUUACAGUUUCGAGGAUACGCACAUCCCAACUUACGGCAAUCCCGGAUGGGGAUAUAGUGUUUUCUGGCGACGACUUGUGCUUGUUCUUAUCGGUUCCGCAGCGGCACUGAUCGUGCAGCUCUUCCCUCGUCCGCCAUCUGCGUCCAGACACAUCUGCAAGUCUCUUUCAAAUGUCAUCCGCUCACUGUCGGACCAUUACGCGCUUCUCUUAUCCUGCUGGGGACAAGGGCGCGAAGAGGGCCUAGCCGCAGAGAAGCUGGCUCUAAAUCUUGCAGAGACUAUCACCGCACUGGACGGGCCCAUCGCCUUGCUGCGCUUUGAAUUUUCGAGCUCACCAUUUGACAGCGAUCGUCUCGGUCAGGUCAAAGCACUGUGUCAAGAACUCAACCAGAACAUUGCUCGCCUACUUUACCUAUCUGCUUCGCUGCCGGAGCACCUACAGAAUCGCCUCGCUCGGCAAGUCGGUCUCCUUGAUCAUCACAAUAUCGGCGACAUCAUGGCUGUUCUCGGUGUGGUUGAACAAUCACUCAAGACGGGUGACCCCCUACCCGAGAUGCUGCCAACGCCACUGCUCAACCGUUGCCACGAUUACUGGAAGUCGCACCAGACAGAUAUUAUCCUGAGCGAGGAGUUGAUCCGCGACGAGAACUACCGCCGGUUCUGCGUUGCCAUCAGCGCAUACCUCAAGUUCCUAGCUGCCGUGGAUGACCUAGUGCUCGUGAUGAAGGGCACAUUGGGUGAGUCGCACAUCGUCAGCCGCGACCUGCUCCACGAGCCGAAUGUAUAA